AUGCUCGCUAAACUAGGCCAUCAUGGUGACAAAAAGGGUUUAGACACUCACAGUAAGGACAACUCGUUUCUUGGAAAGACAGACGACUUGGUAGAAUUGCUUAUCGACAUCGAGUCUCCACCAUGCGUUCUUUAUGGUUCAGCGACGGAAUCGACUGGAGCGCUUUUAAGCGGCCUGUUAAAGCUGAGGGUACAUGACCCCUUUGACACAUUAUUUCGCAGCGAGCCCUUAAGUCCCGUCACUUCGUCCUCUCGAAAGAAGAAAAAUGUUAGCAACCUAAAUUCUGCUCUUUCUCACACUUUAUCACAUCUGUCCCUGUCAAGCCCGAACAUUACUCCAACGAACUCAGGUACGAGCUUGAACUUUGGUCUCCAGAAGUAUACAAAGAUAUGCGUCAAAUCUGUUACUUUGUCGUUUGUUCAAAAAGUCACGUACAGCAAGCCUUUUUUGCCAAGCGUUCAUGCCAUAAGCAGUUGCAUGAACUGCCGGUCCAAAACAACCGAGCUUGCUCGUUGGGAUAUUGUUACAGAAGACACUAACAUACCUAUUGGGGAUCACGCUUAUCCUUUCUCAAACUAUCUGCCUGGGUCCAUACCUGCAACAGCUCGCCUUGGUGCUGACGCUGACACGGACAUCAAGUAUGAGCUGAUAGCCAUUGCCUCAUAUAGGUCGUUGGGUAAGACUAAAGGGAAGAGUAAUGACCAAUCGAUUACUCAGUUGAGGUUACCGAUUUCUGUCACAAGAAGCAUUCUACGGGGCCCAGAUCGCAACUCCUUGAGGGUCUUCCCACCAACAGAUUUAACUGCGACUGCAGUGCUACCAAAUGUCGUUUAUCCAAAAUCGACGUUUCCACUCGAGCUCAAAAUCGACGGAGUUUCAACGGAAGACAGAAGGUGGAGAAUGCGUAGGCUAAACUGGAGAAUUGAGGAAAAGGCUAGAGUCCGCUUGAAUGCAUGUGAUAUGCACAAGGCUCACUUGGAAGAGUAUGAGAAAAAAGUCGAGAAAUCCGAAGCGCUAAAGAAAAAGCGUAAUGCAAAACCAGCUAAGCGAGCGUAUGACGCUGGCCCCACAACUACCACGUCGAUUUUUACGCUAGAAAAUGCGGCCGCUUUGAUAGAUACACAAGAAGCUUCUCAGGAAGACAACCAGGGACAGAACGUGGAUGACGACCAACCAGCUUCAGAGGAAAACCUCAUUCACCCCAGCGAUGAUGCUUUGCGUGAGGAAAGAUUAGAAGUCCAACAACGCAUUCGUCAGGAAAGAUUACAACCAGAGCUGAAGCAUGAAACCGCUUUAUUUACUGAAGAAAUACGGACAGUUGCGUGUGGCGAAGUUAAGGACGGCUGGAAAAGUGAUUUUUCCGGAGCUGGGAAGAUUGAAUUGGUGACAGAUAUUGAUUGCAUGGAAUUGAAUUCAGGAGUGACCAACCCGAUAAAUAGAGCGUCCAGCUCUAAACCUAUACCAGACACGGGAUCGCAGAGAGCUACAGUAGCGUGUGAUACUGAGGAUCCUCAUUUGUCUGUUUUUGUCCAACAUUUUCUGAUUCUGGAACUAGUGGUUGCCGAAGAAGCGUUACAGUAUGCAAACGGACAGCCAAUAGUGAAAAAGGCAAGUUCCGCAUCCUCUAAAGGCAACCAAAACAAUGCUGAACAGAGGCUUGCUGAGCUUUCUCCCAUGUUUGUAGCCAAGAAUGCAACAGUGCCGGAUACCGUUCCAACAGCCUCUGGUGCGGCUCCGAGCAAGGAUAUCAAUAAUGCGAGACAGCCUCGAAUCAUGAGCGUUGCAACGGGAGCUGCCCGUGUUCUCAGAAUGCAGUUUCGCUUGACGAUCACUGAGCGGUCUGGUUUGGGCAUAUCAUGGGACGACGAGGUACCCCCGACGUACCAAGAUGUUAGACUUUUAUCACCUCCAAGCUAUGAAAAGUCUAUGAAGAAUCCACCGGCUCAUGUUGGAAAGAGUUUUGCAGCUGUUCAGCCGACCGCGUCCUUAAAUGAAAUUCAAGGCGACAGACAUCGUUUCUCAUCCCAAGGCCUUUCUGAAUUGUCACGUCCUCCUCGCGCACAUCACCACUGCAACACUACUCAACCGCAGGAAACAGUUCUCCAUUCUCCACCUUUGGAAAGCAUUAUAAGCAUUCAAGGAAAUGCUUGCCAUGAUCACAUUAUGACUCCGCAGAACACGCGCAACGUCGGACUUCCAAACGUUUCAGAAGUCUUCGAUACAGAUAGAAUAACACAAUAG
This is a messenger RNA of Lachancea mirantina, 2241 nucleotides long. Lineage: Eukaryota; Fungi; Ascomycota; Saccharomycetes; Saccharomycetales; Saccharomycetaceae. The record is from the annotation of a GenBank genome assembly.